Messenger RNA from Lemur catta (Ring-tailed lemur), 681 nucleotides. Lineage: Eukaryota; Metazoa; Chordata; Mammalia; Primates; Lemuridae. The record is from the annotation of a RefSeq genome assembly.
AUGAACGAAAAUUUAUUUGCCUCUUUCAUUACCCCAACAAUCGUAGGAAUCCCCAUCGUUAUUCUCAUUAUUAUAACCCCUAGCAUUAUUUUCCCUUCCCCUACUCGUCUAAUCAAUAAUCGAUUAACUUCCCUACAACAAUGAUUAGUUCAAUUAAUCCUAAAACAACUUAUAUCAAUCCACAAUACAAAAGGACGAACUUGAUCCCUCAUGCUAAUCUCACUAAUUCUAUUCAUCGGUUCUACUAAUCUAUUAGGCCUACUACCCCACUCAUUUACCCCUACUACACAACUAUCUAUAAAUUUAGGUAUAGCAAUUCCACUCUGAGCAGCCACAGUCAUCAAAGGUUUCCGACACAAAACAAAAGCAUCUCUAGCCCACUUCUUACCACAAGGAACACCUAUUCCUUUAAUCCCUAUAUUAGUAAUUAUCGAAACCAUUAGCCUAUUUAUUCAACCCAUAGCCUUAGCCGUACGGCUAACUGCCAAUAUUACAGCAGGUCACCUUCUUAUACACUUAAUUGGAGGGGCUACCUUAGUACUCACUUCCAUUAGCCCCGCUACAGCCUCAAUCACAUUCAUUAUCCUUACCCUUUUAACAAUCCUUGAAUUCGCCGUUGCCCUAAUUCAAGCCUAUGUCUUCACUCUACUAGUUAGCCUUUAUCUACAUGAUAAUACCUAA